Messenger RNA from Fomitiporia mediterranea MF3/22, 3399 nucleotides. RefSeq lists its product as uncharacterized. The record is from RefSeq and is a predicted model, not a curated record. The transcript is spliced from 8 exons. Bases 95 to 3187 code for a protein of 1030 amino acids. Gene Ontology annotation, cellular component: nucleus. Lineage: Eukaryota; Fungi; Basidiomycota; Agaricomycetes; Hymenochaetales; Hymenochaetaceae. Gene Ontology annotation, molecular function: ATP-dependent chromatin remodeler activity; ATP binding; DNA binding.
CAAGACUCACGUCGAUCCUUUAUCUACACCUACUGGCUUUUACGCGUCCACAGGUGUAAACAACGCGUCUAUCACGCGUCCCACCCCGCCUUCUAUGAGACGUCCGAUCGACGCCGAUGAAGCGAUUGAUGGCGAGCGCCCUCGCAAGCGCGUAAAUAUCAACAAUUCGGGCUCUGGAGCAUCUGAUUUGUUUGCUCCUGCGUCGCCGCCGUCGCCAGAUAUCAUGCGAGCAGGACAAAAGCGUAGGCCCGUGACGAAUAACUCGCUAGCGAUGUCUAUGUCCAUGUCUUCAGAUGAAUCAAGUCCUGAUAACAAGACUGCUGGUAGUACCUCCUCAAAGUCACGAAUUGUACGCGGCAAACCGGUUGAGGACAAACAACUGGUUCAAUUUCGGAUAGUGCAUCCAGGAGUGCUUCCUGAAAAAGUAAAUGCGGCAUACUACAUGUCUAAUAAAGACAUUCGGGCUGCCGGACGACUCUUAAUGGAUCCUGAUUUCAAUCCUUCAUCCUACGAGCCCACGCCAUCCUCGAGCCCAGCAGGUUCAGUCAAAGUGGUUGGCAAGGUCAAAGAAGUGGAGGAUGAGCGUGAGGCUAAACGCGCCCAACAGAAACAAAUUGCAGCAAAGUCCAGUAUAUACAGAAACCGACGGGUUGCAGAAUCACCCUCAGCGUCAACUUCGUCUCUGCCCCCGGAGCCAAGUAACGCAGAGCUGGACUCGUCACCCGUGAGACCUCGGGCGCCUCGCCGUCCCGUACGUAAGAAUGUAGUUGAUUCCGAGGAUGAGGAUGGGGAUGAGGAUGAGGCACAAAGUGAUGGGGAGUUGGUGAAUGAUUUCGAACAACAGGCACUGAAUGGCUUCAAUGAACUCGGCCCAGCGGCGUUGCAAGACCUGACGGGCUGCACACAAGAACAAGUGGAUGCGAUCAUCUCACUGCGCCCAUUUGGCUCAGUUGAUGAUCUUAGGAGACGCCUUGGUCAAGGCAGGAAAAAGGCGGGGUCAGCAGGAAUAAGCUCUCGGCUAUUUGACGAUUGCGUUGAAGUCUACGUGGGUUAUGGCAACGUAGACCAGAUUCUUCGAGACUGUGAACGAAUAGGGAAGGAACUGAAGAAAACGAUUGACGGUUGGACUGGUGAGGGAAAGGGGAAGGGGAAGGACCGUGAGCGAUCUUCGGCUCCCAAGGACAACUUGUCUGAGGAUGGGGCACUGAGCUUCGUGUCACUUCCGCGUGGGCCCUCGACGGGAGGACUUCUUUCGAAGCCUCCGUCGCUCCUGUCCCCCGAUGUGGUGCUUAAAGAUUACCAGCUUACUGGAAUCAGUUGGUUGCGUCUACUACAUUCCAAAGGGUAUAGUUGCAUACUUGCCGACGAGAUGGGACUUGGCAAGACAGUGCAGGUCAUAAGCUUCUUCGCACAGCUUAAAGAAGAGGGUUGUCUUGGACCUCACUUGAUCGUUGUUCCGGCUUCCACGUUGGAGAACUGGUGUCGGGAAUUUGAAAGAUUCGCUCCUUCUAUUUCUAUCGAGGCGUAUUACGGGAAACAAGAUGAGCGGCGGGCUAUUCGCGGCAAGCUGUUUCGUACGCAACCUGGCAAUAAUGAUAUGAAGGUUUUUACUCGGGAGGUCUUGAUCACAACAUAUAGCCUCGCAGUAGGGAAGGAGGAUAAAGCGUUUCUCAAGAAGAUACCUUGGAAUACAUGCGUGUUUGACGAGGGUCAUGUUCUGAAGAACUUUCGGGCGCCCCGCUACUCAGCUUUAACUCACAUCAAGUCAAAGUGGAAGUUGCUUCUAACAGGAACGCCCCUGCAGAAUAAUUUGCAGGAGCUUGUGUCUAUCAUGGGUUUCAUCCUCCCGGAUAAGUUCGGCAAGGAGGUAUCACAACACCUUCGAACAAUCUUCAAGGUGAAAGGCGAUUCAAAACAGCUUCUCAAUGAAGAACGUGUUAAACGUGCUAAGACAAUGAUGACACCUUUUGUACUUCGUCGUCGAAAGGAUCAGGUUCUUAAGGACCUUCCAAGGAAGACGGAACGUAUUGAAUGGUGCUCUCUUACGGCGUUGCAAAAGGAGAUUUAUGAUGACGCUCGGCAGCGUUCGCGCAAGGCAGUCAUGGUGACUGAAGCUGAACUCGCGGAAGAUAACUUAAACGGCUCAUUAGCGAAGAGCAAGCACAAGGGUAAUGAUAUCAAGAAAGACGAGAAUCAGGUGAACUCGUCUAAUGUUCUAAUGGAUCUUCGUAAAGCGGCGUUGCACCCAAUGUUGUUCCGUGUUCAUUAUACGGAUGCCAAGAUAUCGAUUUUGGCUCGUUUACUUAUGAAAGAGCCCGACUACCGAAAGCGAAAUUCCAGAAAGCGAACUGCUGACUUUGAUGUAGUCUUCGAGGAGUUGGAUUUUAUGUCCGACUCUGGGAUUAUAGACUGCAUUAGGCAAUAUAAGUCCACUCAAAAGCACCUCUUAGAUGAGAGUGUUUAUCUUGACUCUGGCAAAGUCAGGGCGAUGCUCAAGCUCCUUGAUCACUACAAGGCUGAAGGCAGGAAAUGCCUUAUAUUUUCGCAGUUUACACAAGUUCUCGAUAUCUUGCGGGUGAUACUAGACCAAGCAUCCAUCAAGUACCUUCUGCUGACUGGCUCUACGCCUGUCGACGUACGGCAAGGAUUAGUCGAUCAGUUCACCGAGGACGAGUCGAUUCCUGUGUUCCUUUUGUCGACGAAAGCUGGAGGAAUGGGCAUCAACUUGACGGCUGCGUCAGUUGUGAUCCUCUUCGACCAAGACUUUAAUCCACACAACGAUCGGCAAGCAGCAGACCGUGCAUAUCGCAUAGGACAGAAGCGCGAUGUUGAGAUUGUGAAACUUAUCACGAGUGGCACGAUUGAGGAGGAUAUGUUCCGUCUUGGACAGACAAAGCUUGCACUGGACGAGGCGGUUGCGGGCGACGUGGAAGAUUCGGAAGAUUCGGAAGAGGACUAUGGUCGUGAAAGGAAAGUGGAGAAGAUUAUGCGGGCGAGUUUGAUGGAUUCGCUCAGGAAACAAUUCGAAGAGGAAGAAAAUGAGGGCGGGAAGGAGGCGGGAGCAGCUACAGCGUCAACGAAUGGUAAAGAGGCUGUAGCUGAUGGAGGGAGCCCGAAGAAGUCGACUACAACGAUGGAUUUAGACUCGGAUACAUCGGAACUGACAGACCUAGAAGAUUCAUCAUGAGCACUGUGGAUACGAGGACGGUGGAUGUCUUGCAUUCUACAUUUGCAUUUUCAUACAAUACCUUAGAUGCAUCGACACUGUUAUAUUUGUGUCACAAGUUAAUUCUUUUUUUAUCUGCUUUCUCUCCUCUUUUUCUUCCUUCCACUCUCAGUUAUUGUGUACAAUCUGACUGUCGUCGAGUAUACAUACAUUGUUCUAACGCUACGGAGUUU